AACUCUUACGGGUCGCUUCCGGUGAGGAAACAUGGCCGCGGCCGUUCGGGACUCACGUGUGGGUGCAGGGAAAAAGCUGAAAAAUUCACUGAAGAAGAAGAAGAAGAUGAAAAUGGUAGCCAGGGCAGUAGCUUCGGAGUUGGAAGAUGAGGGCAAAGACGCUCCCAACAGUGGAGGUUCUGUAAGAAGCUGUGGAUCAGAAAAGGAUGACUUUUCUUCGGAUAAUGAAGCAGUGGAAGCUGACAAUGAAGAUGAAGUUGAACCGUGUGGCAAAGGAAAUGAACAUGCAGCUGAAGCUAGUGUUGGAACUAACAUGGGCUGGGCGGAUGCCAUGGCUAAAAUUCUUAACAAAAAAACUCCUAAAAGUAAACCCACUAUUCUGGUCAAAAACAGAGAGCUGGAAAAGGAAAAAGAAAAGUUAAAGCAAGAGAGACUAGAGAAGAGAAAACAGCUUGAUAAGAAGCGGGAAUGGGAAAUGAUGUGCAGAGUAAAGCCAGAUGUUGUCAAAGACAAAGAAACAGAGAGAAAUCUUCAGAGAAUUGCAACAAGAGGUGUGGUACAGUUAUUUAAUGCUGUUCAGAAGCACCAAAAGAAUGUUGAUGAAAAGGUUAAAGAAGCUGGAAGCUCUAUUAGAAAACGUGCUAAGUUGAUAUCGACUGUUUCCAAGAAAGAUUUCAUCAGUGUUCUGAGAGGGAUGGAUGCAAGUACAAGUGAGAAAAGUUCGACUGGAAAGAACUUGAAAGCCAAACAGACUGAAAUGAAAUCAGAAGAGGGCCCUGGAUGGACAAUCUUACGUGAUGAUUUCAUGAUGGGAGCGUGCAUGAAAGACUGGGACAAAGAAAGUGAUGGUGCGGAUAACAGUGAGCCAGGGUCUGGGAGCGACUCGGAUACAUAAAGACUGUAGAGGAAACACAGCAUACAAUCAUUCUCUUUUUCCUAGAAAAAUA
This is a messenger RNA of Odobenus rosmarus divergens (Pacific walrus), 947 nucleotides long. It is a transcript of the gene RRP15, whose product is annotated as ribosomal RNA processing 15 homolog (S. cerevisiae). The record is from RefSeq and is a predicted model, not a curated record. Gene Ontology annotation, cellular component: preribosome, large subunit precursor. The transcript has 5 exons. The coding region runs from base 32 to 895 and encodes 287 amino acids. Lineage: Eukaryota; Metazoa; Chordata; Mammalia; Carnivora; Odobenidae. Gene Ontology annotation, biological process: maturation of 5.8S rRNA; maturation of LSU-rRNA.